UUCUGUUGCGCCAGUAAGCGCCUCUCUCGCACAGCUCUUUUCGCUUCCCCGCCCCCAAGAGCUGGUUUGGGGGAGGAAAGCAUCAACGCCAAAAGAGCCGCCGAGCUCCUCGGGGUUGAUCUGGUGGAUUUAAAAAAGAAAAGAAAAAAGGAUUUCAAAAGUCAAGGUUUUGGAGACCCGCGCGGGCGAGCUCAAGGGAUCGCCGGCUUGAAGCAACUAACUUCUACUUCUGUCACUGUGGAUGACCAAUUCCAAGAUGUCUCUGUGGAGCUUCGUCUCCGACAUGCCUCCAGAGCGGUUCAGCAACCUCUUUGAAGAGUUUCCUCGAAACCUACGGUGCCUCCUGGGGGAGUGGUUGGAAAACCAGCCUUGGGAAUUCAUCAACAGAUCAGACACUUUCUGUGCUUUUCUGGCAGCAAGCCUGUUGUCUGCCAUGAUGGAGAGAUUACAAGAUCUGGCCAACAAAAUUGGCCAACCUGGCCCAGUUCUUCAGCUCAUUGCCAACGUUGAGAACAGAUAUCGGAGAGAGCCGCUGCAGUUGGUGGGGGUUAUAAAAAGGAUCUUAGAGCGGGAGUAUGCAGCUGUCCAAGAACAGUUUCAGCAUCUGCCCCUCUCUAUCCAGCGGCAACGGGAAGAGCUGAUGUUUAGAUUCAGUCUGCAGAAGCUGCAAUACAGAGUGCAGGAGAUCCAGGCGCUCCGGGAGAACUUAGGGCAGAUGAACGGCAGCACAAGAGUUCCUCUGCAGCUAAACUCACUGGACUCGCAAUUUUCAACCCAAGAGAACCUGCAAGGGACGACUCUCCAAAACCUUCAAAGUAUGUUUCUGAAUACGGUCAAUGAACUAGAAGAGGCAAAGAAAGUGAUGCUGGUGAGACUUCUGAUCUGGAAGAGGCAGCAACAGCUGGCUGGGAAUGGAACGCCCUUUGAUGAGGACUUAACUCCACUGCAAAAGAGGCUUGAAAACCUGGUGGAUGUUUGCUUCCAGCUCCGCUUGCAGUUGGCAUCCUCUGGAAUUGAGCUUCAGUCUCGACUUCAAGAACGUCUGGAUAAUGUCUUCAGUGCCCUCAUCAAAAACUCGUUCCUGGUGGACAAACAGCCCCCACAAGUUCUGAAGACCCAAACCAAAUUUCAAGCCACCAUCCGCUUCCUGCUGGGGCCUCAAUUGCUCAAGCCUCCACACACAUCCUUCAUAGUGGUUGCUGACAUUGUGACUGAGAAACAGGCGCGGGAAAUUGUUGCCAGCCAUCCUGGAGCUGUCUUCAAUGAAAGCACUGGAGAAAUUGUGAACAACACAGCACCUUUGGAGACAAAUGCUACAAGCAACGCCUGUUGUGCUCUCUUCAAGAAUAUGCUCCUAAAGAAGAUCAAACGCUGUGACCGCAAGAGCACAGAGUCCGUGACUGAAGAGAAAUGUGCUAUUCUUUUCAGUGCCAAUGUCAGCCUUGGCCCUAACGAAACCAACUUCCACCUGCAGGCUCUGUCGCUGCCCAUCGUAGUGAUCGUCCAUGGCAACCAAGACAACAAUGCCAAAGCCACUAUCCUGUGGGACAACGCUUUCGCUGAACCUACUCGCAUCCCCUUUGUGGUGGCCGAGCGUGUGAGCUGGGACAAAAUGUGUGAGACUCUCAACCAGAAGUUCAUGGCUGAGGUGCAGACCACUAAAGGCCUGCUGGACCAGCACUAUUUCUUCUUGGCCCAGAAGAUCUUUGAUGACAAUGCCACCACUCCAGAGGAAUUCCAGAAACGCCCUGUGUCGUGGUCCCAGUUCAAUAAGGAGAUGCUUCCUGGGAGAGGAUUCACAUUUUGGCAGUGGUUUGAAGGAGUCCUCGACCUCACCAAGAAAUACCUGAAGGAUUACUGGUCUGACAGGCUCAUCAUGGGCUUUGUCAGCAAACAGUAUGUUUUCAGUUGCCUGAACAAUGCACCAGUCGGCACUUUCCUGCUACGCUUCAGUGACUCCGAGAUCGGUGGCAUCAGCAUCGCCUACGUCACUUACUUCCAGAAUGGUUCCACACAAGUGGAGAACAUCCAGCCAUUCACGUCAAAGCAGCUGUGCAUCCGAUCACUUGCCGACUGCGUUAUGGAUCUGUCGCAGCUCGAGACACUGUAUCUUGACAGGCCCAAACAUGAGGCUUUUGGGAGGCACUAUAACAAAGAGAAACCAACGAAGACCCCUUACGUCCCAGCCACAUUGAAGAUAAGUGUGGGCCCGACUUCCUUGUACCCUUCUCCAUCCAUUCUGAACCCAGCCGACUCUAUGAACAACCUCCACGGGCAACCUGUAAUGCUUUCUGAUCCUGCUUCUCAUGAGCAGAUGAUUAUGAUUCAACCAACUAUGGACAUGUCUCCCUCCAUGAGAACAUCGUAUGGAAACCAGCAAUUGCUGCCUGAAUUAAUGCCCCACCAAUACAGUCUGGGCAAUGCUUCACCCCUCGGUCCAAUGGAGACAUACGCCAUGCCUCAGGAUGUCGAUAUGAUGGACUGUAUAUCUGAGCUCACCCCAACAUACCCGAGGGAUCUUCAGCUCUGUGUGGUGCCAAGUAUGAUCAAGAUGCCAGACACGAUUUCGCCACCCUCCGAUGAAGACCUGGACUUCCUACUAAAUCCUGAGCACAACCUGAAUCACUGUUGUGAGGAUCCAGCAUGACUAGCAUCUGUGCAUAAUCUUUCCAUCCAAAGCUUUGGAGGGACUUUUAUGGACUACGCAGCCAUCAAGCCUGGACACGCGAGGGCAAUGGUGGCUGGUGCCAUUUUUUUAUAGGGUACAGAAAACUCUUCUUGUGGCUCCACCCACAUGCACUUCCCCUGCUAUCGGAACCCUCAGACCUGCUCUCGAAUCAAGAGAAGCUUCGAUGCUGUGCUGGAUCAUAUCAUGAAACUAUAUGCUUUGCCAAGGGGCGUUCACCAGUUUUGAUUAGGCAGGAUUGCUAGGCACAUGUUGUACCAGAGGCACAAUCCCACUAUUAUGGAGUCUCCCUCCCUUGCAGCUUUGCACUGCCCUCUAGGGGUACAGGGCCCUAUGGUCCUGCGGCUACUUCUGAAUGAUUGGGAGUGAUGGGUUCCCUGUUGUAAAAUAUUGGACUUUGAUGGCCACCAGCAGCCAAGCCAAGAGGGCAUUUUCUCAGGAUCUUUGGACUCAGCUGCUCCUUGGGUUAAGGUUGGUUGGGCUGCUGGGCAACUGGCCAUGUGGAAAGACUCUAGUUGGCUCUUCUGUGCUGUUUGUCCAGUUUUUGCUUCAGAAGAAGAGAUGCCAUACUCUUGCCCAGGAUUAAAAACCCACCAAUCCCCAUUGAACAUCAUAGUGCUGGUCGUACUGAGGCUGAGAGGUUUGUCAGACGAGCGUUUUAUCGUACACUUGCUACUGCCCACUUACAGAUGUACACGAGUCCUUCAGACGUCCUCCACCUCUCGCUCGUUUUUCCGUCGCAAAAUAGACCUUUUAAUCUUUUUUUUAAAAAAAACCAAUGUGCUUUUUUUUUUUAAAAAAAAUAAUAAUUAAAAAACAAUUUUUAAAAAAAUCUCCUGCUGGGUGCAGGAAAAGCGGUGUGAUAAAAACAACCUCUGAAUGGACCACAUGGUCUUUGUUGACUUCCUCUUUCCCCUCCGGGAACAAUGAGGAAGUGUGGAGAAGCGAUGGUAAGCUGUCGGGGAGGGGGAAGAAAUGGCAGCUAGGAGCUGGAGGCUAGAGGUGUGAAUCCCCCUGGGCCCUGCCCCUGUUAAACUGGCCUGCUGCCUGAGUGGUGGUGGAGGACAUCGUCCAGUCACCAGUGUUAAAAUAAGACUCACCUGCCAGGUGUCUUGGCUUAUGUCCUUCGAAGGGGAGAGGCCUAAUCUUGUCUUUCGCCACAGGCAGCAAAACAUUGUGUGCCAGUCUUGGAAAUUUGCACAUCCUCCACUGCUCAUAUCUUUCAGGACGAUCCAUUUCCAAAGCAGUGUUGGUGCGAGUUUUUGGCUGCAAGACCUAAAUGGAAUAAUCUUAAGCCAUUUCUCCUGCCUGGACAAGUUGGAGUUCAGUCUUCCCCUAUAUUGCCAGCCAACAUCUUCCUCCACCUUUCCCUUUGGCUUCCUUGUUAUUCAAUCUCCACCCCACCUCAUCGUCCAAUGUCCCUUAAUCCCAUUUUGCAGCUGGUGUAGGGUGCAAUUUAUAAUAAGCCAUAAAAUAAGACUUUAUUCCAAAAUAACAAAAUAAAUAAUCUA
This is a messenger RNA of Elgaria multicarinata webbii, 4197 nucleotides long. RefSeq names its product signal transducer and activator of transcription 6 (gene STAT6). The coding region runs from base 242 to 2647 and encodes 801 amino acids. Gene Ontology annotation, biological process: defense response; cytokine-mediated signaling pathway; response to peptide hormone. NCBI's taxonomy places the organism in Eukaryota, Metazoa, Chordata, Lepidosauria, Squamata, Anguidae. Gene Ontology annotation, molecular function: DNA-binding transcription factor activity, RNA polymerase II-specific; RNA polymerase II cis-regulatory region sequence-specific DNA binding. The transcript has 21 exons. The record is from RefSeq and is a predicted model, not a curated record.